UUAAUUAAUCACAUUUCUUUUAGAGCGGCAUCAUGGCGUCAUUAACCAGCUAAACAGAUUUACAGUAUUUGAAGAAAGGGAGGGUUAUCUGACGGUUAAUCUAUAACAAUUAAGCGUCAUAAGUUUGAUUAUCAUUAUUUUAACUCAAGUAAUGAAAAAUACACAUAUUUUCUACAAAAAAUAAGUUAUGGAUAUAUGCAACGGGAGGAGGCGAAAAAUAAGAACCCCAAGAAGUCUGAGGGCUUACAAAAGGCUGGUUGAAGCACAGAACGCUACCGCCAACAUGACGAAGCGGGAGGUGAAACGAGAGGUGUGCAAAGUCCUGAGGUCGCUAGCGGUAGAGAACAACAACGUGGACAUCGAUGUCCCCAUGGAGGAGCACUGUUUCUCUAUGAACUUUAGUAAGAACGAGAACCUCGAGGAGCAUGCCAUGAUUAUGGCACCACGUUACAGUCUGUUGCGAGAGGUCGGAAGGGGCAGCUAUGGGGUAGUGUUCGAGGCAAUUGCACGGAGGACAGGGGCAAGGGUAGCGGUUAAAAAACUCCAGUGUAACGCUCCUGAAAAUGUGGAACUCGCUCUGUCAGAAUUCUGGGCUUUGGCAAGCCUGGAGAAGAAGCACGAGAAUGUGGUGCAGCUCGAGGAAUGUGUGCUACAAAGGAAUGGAAUGGCCCAGAAAAUGAGUCAUGGAAAUAAAAGGUCAAAACAAUACCUGCGGUUGGUGGAGACUUCACUAAAAGGUGAGCGAAUUCUGGGCUACCCGGAGGAGCCGUGCUACCUAUGGUUCAUCAUGGAGUUCUGCGAAGGCGGGGACCUGAACCAGUACAUCCUUUCGCGACGGCCCGAUCCGCGCACCAACAAGAGCUUCAUGCGCCAGCUGACCAGUGCCGUGGCUUUCCUGCACCAGAACAACAUUGUGCACCGUGACCUAAAGCCCGACAACAUCCUCAUCUCCCAGAAGUCAGGGUUGCCUGUCCUCAAAGUGGCUGACUUCGGCCUCAGCAAGGUCUGCGCAGGCUUGGGCAAAGAUGGCAAUGAGCACCCCAAAGCUGGAGGCGACAGAAACAACGUGAACAAGUUCUGGUUGUCGUCAACAUGUGGCUCAGACUUUUUCAUGGCGCCCGAGGUGUGGGAGGGCCACUACACGGCCAAGGCUGACAUCUUUGCCCUGGGAAUCAUCAUCUGGGCCAUGCUGGAGCGGAUCACCUUCAUCGACGCCGAGUCCAAGCGCGAGCUGUUGGGCACCUACGUGCGUCGGGGCACUGAGAUUGUGCCAGUUGGUGAGGCGCUCCUGGGGAACCCCAAGAUGGUGCUCCACAUCCCGCAGAAGACACGCAGCACCAUGUCUGAGGGGGUGAAGAAGCUUCUGCAGGACAUGCUUGCGGUCAACCCCCUGGACCGGCCCGACGCCUUCCAACUGGAGGUGCUGGUGAACCUAGUCACGUGUGCUGCGUGACACCGCUCCCCUCCCAUUCCCCUUUCCAAACCAUGGCCAGUCUGCUUUUUUACCAGAUGUUUACUAACUCAAUGUGGGAUCCCAAGUCUGUACAGAGGUGGAAAAAGGGACUCUGAUCAUCUCUGAACUUUAAAACCUCUGUGAUUGAGGUCAGCACUUCAAAAAUCAGGACACCAUCUUAGGAAAAGCUAUGCAAUCAAAUCGUAUGGAAAGUCAGGUUCUCUCCCCGCAUCUUCUAUUUUAAAUUUGGAACGUUGUCACCAAAAGCCGAACGACAUUCACCAAUGUGUGAUGGUCAGCUAUGCCAGAACACACCUUGCACACCUGGUUUGAAAGGCCUGAAGGAGUAAUCAUGAUUAAGUUAUGUUUAUAUUUGAUGUGCUGGUCUUCAAAAUACAUUUUUCUCAAUGUUUUUGUUUUUUUCUUUGGUCCAGUUAUGGACUGGUUCUUCCUUCUCCAAUGUUGACAUGUGUUGUUGGAUGGGGCCACAGGCUAGUAUGAAUGGAUAAUCUGUCAUGUAUGGACUGAGAGGCUAACAUGUUGCACUGUGGACCCUCUAUGCCAGAGGUUUAAAAAGUAUUCCUAAAAUGACCGAUGAUAAUGAUGUAGAAGAAGGGACUCAAUUUGUAUCAUAGAAUUUGUUCUAGGAUGGACAUGAACGUUCUUAUGAUGGGAUAAAUGUCAGACAUUUUGGUCAGGGAGUUGGUCAACCAUGUUUUGACAGUACUAUGAUAAAAUAUUAUGAAAAUAGAAUUUAACUGCACUGCUGACAAACACAGUGCAGAUACAAUAACGUAUCUGCACUGUGUCUGUUUACUAGCUAGCCAGCCAGAUUUAGACCACUUUUUAAGCAUUUAUGGAAUAAUUUUAACUGCCAAUAAUUACCCUUGCCCCCCCCCCCGAAAAGCUGUUGUGUUGUUCAAUGUACAUGUAACCAGAUCUGAAAUUCCGACCUACGGUUGGUAAUGCUCCCACGUAGGGAAAUAGAGCCCUGAGGCUUCAGGCUAUUCGGCGUGGGGACCCAGUUUCCAGGUAGGCUACACGUAUCUGUGUGUGGGAAAACAUUUCAUCACAGGUAAGACAUGUAACUUGUUCAGUGUAGUCUGUUUGUAACACCACUCACUACUUGUAGCUGUAUAGUCCCUUUGUUUGUGUUGUUGGUCUUGGCUAGCUUAAUGUUCUGGUUGAUAGCACUCACUCUAUUUAUGUAACCUUUAUCUCUUCAGGGUGUCAUACUGAGACAAAGGGCUCUUUACAGAUGAGCCCUGAAUUACAUCAGUUACAGAAAAUACACAUCAAAAUGCGAGCAGAAAGACAUUAAAAAACAAACUCAAUCAUCAGUGAUGAAGUCUUCAUGCAAGAUAAUUGUUAUGUAAUGACAUAAGGUCAUGUGGCUGCUAGCAUUGUCAUGAAAAGGGGCUUGAGGGAAGCCCUACAAUAUUAAGUAGUGAGAACACUCAGGAUCAGGCAAUGUUGAAAAGUCAUCUUUAGACGUGUACUUUGCUUCAAUUUAAUUUUGUAAUUGACUAAAACAAGCAGACAAAUAAAAUUGUGUUUGAAAAAGGCCCAAGUAUUUGCUGUGAGACAAUGGGGUAACCUAGGUAACCACAGGUUUUCCCCUCAGGCGAGCUGGGUUGUGAUGUUCUAUUCUAAUAACAAACGGGUCUAUUUAAGCAAUAAGGCACCUCAGGGGUUUGUGGUAUAUGGCCAAUAUACCACGGCUAAGGGCUGCUCUUAGUCGUAACGUGGAGUGCCUGAACACAGCCCUUAGCCGUGGUAUACUGGCCAUAUACCACAAACCCCUGAGGGUUUGCUAUUAUAAACUGUUUAUCAACGUAAUUAAAGCAGUAAAAAUAAAAGUUUUGUGCCUGUGGUUUACGGUCUGAUAUACCACGGCUGUCAGCCAAUCAGCAUUCAGGGCUCGAACUACCCAGUUUAUAAAUGCCAACAUUCCAUUCAUACAAUGCAGUCAAUCCACAGCCAUACACUGGCUGAAAUUGAUGAUAGGACUCAGACAAGUUGUAAAUGCAACAGGUAUUGACUGAUAUCGUAUCAUAUAAUGGCACUCCCAGCUCUCCAAGAAAACUGGUAUGGUCUUUUUUUUAAAGGCUAUUUAUACAGAAAAUUGCUAUUAAAAAUAAAUGCAGUCUAUUACACAAUUUCUGAUAUGCAGAAAGAUCAAAGGCAUUUAAGUAAAAUCAGGAUUAUUCCUCUACUGCCAUUCAUUCCAAUUAGACUGGUUUGGCCAAUAUGGUUGCUAUUUUCACCCCAUUCUGGAACUUUGAGGGACUAUGAUGUAGCCCCUUGAGUAAUUUAACAGCAUCUCUAUGACUUGUAUACUGUGAAUGGGAAUUAAAUGCAAUACAACUUUAUACAGGCAAUUAAGAACGGUGGGUUAAGCCCUUUUUGUUGGGUAGUUGAGUAAGCAGUUCCCCGUCCUCAAUGUGGACUCACAGACCUAGUAUCAACAAAGCUGCAUCAACACCCAUGUUUUCCUCCCUCUACACCCUUGUGCCUUAUUUUACCUUCAUCAAAUGGAGGGCUAACUCAUUUGAUUCACAAAAAUAUAUUUUUUUAUUUAAAUGUUUUGAUGCAGUAUAUAAUUUGUCCCUGGUAGCAGGCCUAUAUCAGUUGAUAAUAUGUUGUGCAUUUGAAGACAACUGUUUGUCUCUAUAUGAGAUUAUAAAAUGGUUUUAGGGGCAUUGCUUUAACCAAAUUGUCCAAGAGUUUUGGACACUGGUGUGUCAAUGUAAUAUUGGGCUAAAUCUAAAAUUAUUAUAUCAUGUCUCCAAAAAAGGAGGCAUAAUAUAUCAGUCCAGACCUGUGUUGCAUUUGCGUUUUUGAUGGGCAAUUUCUUUAAGUGAGAUAGCUUUAAACCUGGGACUGUUUGUUUCUCUUUAACAUCAACCAACCUCAGGUCAAACUCCUCAAAGGCUUCUCGAUGUGGUUUUUUGUUUAGCUACUUUUAUUGCCGUUUGACAUUUUUAAUACUUUACCUUUAAAGCUUAGCUGCAGAAAAUAUUUGACUUUUUAGAAAUGUUUUUGAGUAACACACACCUCGCUCUUUGAUACCUUUUGUUUUAAUGUUACAGCCUGUACAUUAACCGGGAUUCCUCAUACUCAGCUUCACCGAUGGGACCAGUUUGUUACCUGGAAAACCUCUUGUAACCUAUGAGCUCUUUCACAGUGUAAUCAAUUAUGUGAGCGCUCCAUUAAACGUCAUAGCAACAUCAACUGUCACAUGGCUACCCUACUUUUAUGUCGAGGCACCGCCACAACGAAGCUCUUUCUGCCACCUACUUGUUCAUUCAUGACAUCAUAUCUUGUUGGAGUAGUGAAGAUGUUAGCGUGUAGGUUAAAUUACCAUCUUCAUUCCUCUUAAAAUCUUACACUCCUCUAUGCAACGUUCUCUCACUACACAUUGUGUAAGGAACCACAGCAUUUCUGUUCUGCUUUGUUCUCCUGAACUACUACUUUCAUCACAUGUCAGUGUUCAUACAUUACGUGUCUUUACAAUGUCAUGUAAAAUAUGAAAUUUCUGUUCAAAAAGCUGACUGGAGCCAUUAGGUGUUUUAGCAAAGCAUUGUGUUUUUUUGCUGUAAAUGUUUGACAACUUCUAUUUUUCUUGAAAUAAAUGAUCCAAAAUACAA
Messenger RNA from Oncorhynchus tshawytscha (Chinook salmon), 5103 nucleotides. Its product is annotated as serine/threonine-protein kinase 35. Gene Ontology annotation, cellular component: autophagosome; cytoplasm. NCBI's taxonomy places the organism in Eukaryota, Metazoa, Chordata, Actinopteri, Salmoniformes, Salmonidae. Gene Ontology annotation, molecular function: protein serine/threonine kinase activity; ATP binding. Gene Ontology annotation, biological process: peptidyl-serine phosphorylation; autophagy; axon extension. The transcript has 3 exons. The record is from RefSeq and is a predicted model, not a curated record. The coding region runs from base 188 to 1453 and encodes 421 amino acids.